UCUUCCGGCGCCGCUCCGCCGCCGCCCGGCUCCCCCGCGGGGAUGCUGCGGCUAGGCCGCGGGCUGAGGCGGCUCGUGUCGGGACGCGGGGCCCGGGCCUCCGCGGGGCUCCCCUUGGGCGCCGAGAUGCCCAAGAAGGCUGGUGCGACGAACAAGGGGAAGAGCCAGGAGCCAGAGAGACCGCCUCCUUCCUUAGGCCCUGUGACGGUGGAUCCCAGAGGUAGUGUCACCAUAGCCAUCCGCGCCAAGCCAGGGUCCAAACAAAACGCUGUGACAGACGUGACAGCAGAAGCCGUGAGCGUGGCCAUCGCAGCUCCCCCAUCAGAAGGAGAGGCUAAUGCCGAGCUCUGUCGGUACCUUUCCAAGGUCCUGGAGCUCAGGAAGAGUGAUGUGGUUUUGGAUAAGGGUGGUAAAUCUCGUGAAAAAGUGGUGAAGCUAUUAGCAUCCACAACUGCUGAAGAGAUCUUGGAGAAAUUAAAGCAACAAGUCGAGAAGAAAUAAAAGCAAGUUAUGAGAAAUACAUCCUUGAGAAGCUUUUUUAAUUGCUAUUAGUGAAGAGGCUGUUAAGUAGGAAAAUAUAUUUCAGUGCAUGGAAGAAUAUGAAAAAAAAAAUUUAGGACUCAAAAAAGAAGCAGGAAUUUAAAAAGUACUUCUGUUCAAUUCAGGUUCUAACAUCCCUGACCCCAAACAGGUUGGAACAUUAGUCCGAUCUCAUCGCAUUACACAGGAACAGCUGGAAGGGAUCUUCAAGCCCCUUUCAUCCUGUGGUGGGGCUUCCAGAAGUUGAGAGACUUGUUCAGGAUCACAUCGUACAGGAUGGCAGCUAGAACCAAGACCCCUUGACUCCUGGCUGAAUGCAGUUUAUCCUGAUUGUAAAUGAAGAUUAUUUCCACAGCACUUCCAGUGUUCUGAGGAUUCCCUUCUCUAGAGUUUACAAGUGACAGAAGAAAACCCGUCACACUGCUUUGUGGUCUUUAUAUUUUAAAAGGCUUAUCUAAAUACAAAAAUGCUUUUUGUGUCUUUUUAAAACUCUGGAGCAUUUUGUGAAAAAGUAAAUAGUAAUCAGGACUUAUAAUUUAAUGUUAAGUAUUUUGGGGAAGUCACUGAAUUUUCGUCCUAUUGGAUUGUAUUGGAUUGUAACUUACAGUCUUCAAACUGGUAGUUCUUAUGAAUCUCCAAAGAUCCUUAAAAGAAGUGGGCCUGGAAGCUACUUUCAGUAUUUGUAAAGGCCUAUCAGAAAUCAUAUCUACAAAAAAAAAAAAAAAAAUCGUAUCUACAUUAAAGCUUCAGAAGCUAAUAAUAAAUACUUUGUUUUUAAAUAUCCAAUGCAAAAUAUAGUGACUUGGGCAGAUAAGUUCAUUAUCUUUGCUGAUCAGAAUCAAAGCAGAUGUGUGCUUUUGUCUAAGUAUGUGAGAAAAUGUACUGGUAGACAAAAUGUUUUAAAAUACAAAAUCUCCAAGAAGGACCAAUAAUAAAAACUACUGAUGGUGAAAGAGCUGGGAAACAGUCAUCUAGUACAAGUCUUACUCUGUUGAUAGGAACCAAGGACAAGAGUCACCUGGAUUACCCAAGAUCAUAGCCAACACUAACAACAGAACAUGAGUUAUGCUCACUGCCUUCUUUUCUAACCAUCAAGCCAUACUGCCUCCAAAUGUGCUUCUGUUGUACCUGGUCUUGGCUUCAAAACUUUUCCUACUCUUUCCCUAUACAUUCCAAUGUAUUAGCUCUAAAGGCAUUUUACUUAUGUUUUUUUGGAUCACGGUUAGGAUGCUUUCCUUGACAAGAGAAACCCAGCUGUAUCUGGCUUAUACAAUAAAGGGAUUUGUUUGCCCAAUACCUGGCAAGUUCAGAAGUAGGGUUUACUUAGGGAUUAGUCUGAUGCAGCAGCUCAGUAAUGUCAUAAAGGAUCCCUUUCUUUCCUUCCCCUGACUCACUAGCUUGCAAUGCCAGUUCCAUCCUUAGGUCCCACUUCCUUCACAGAGGCAAAAAGGCAACAGCUCUAGGCUUCAUGUCCACGUUACCCCCUCCAGCAGGAAAAGAGGCCACUCAGAAAAGCUCUGAGCUUCUCCCCACUCCUUUGGUGUCUAGGGGGUGGGGAGAAGCAGAUGUAGGUGGCAACUUUGCAAUGUUUAAAGUUCCAAACAGCUAAAAACUUAGACUUCAGGAGGCAGUUCUCUGGGCUGUGGGCUGCCAGCAUACCCUCCCUCCCCCUUUUAUAGAUUCCAGGGAUUUGGUUAAGUAGUUUCCUGAGCUGUAAUACAGAAUAUAAAUUUAAAAACCCAUUGUGACCCCAACUACAGAUUUUUUUUUAAUUUUAUUUUUUAAAGAUUUUGUUUACCUAUUCAUGAAAGAUAGAGGCAGAGACAAAGGCAGAGGGAGAAGCAGGCUCCCUGUGGGGAGCUGGAUGUGGGACUCAUUCCCAAGACCCUGGGAUCACAACAUGAGCCCAAGGCAGAUGCUCAACCACUGAGACACCCAGAUGUCCCAACUAUAGGUUUUUAUUUUUUUUUAUUUUUUAAAUUUUAUUUUUAUUUUAUGAUAGUCACAGAGAGAGAGAGAGAGGCAGAGACACAGGCAGAGGGAGAAGCAGGCUCCAUGCACCGGGAGCCCGACGUGGGAUUCGAUCCCGGGUCUCCAGGAUCGCGCCCUGGGCCAAAGGCAGGCACCAAACCGCUGCGCCACCCAGGGAUCCCCAACUAUAGGUUUUUAAAAUGUAGAGACUAAAAUUUUUAAGAAGCUAGAUUUUCAAUUUACAGCCAAGAGGUGUCACCAUAAAGCAACAGCAGAAAGCCACACAAUUUGAAGGGACUAACUGUUCCUUUUGAAGUGAGCAGUACUAGUAGGAAAUGUCUUCUGUAGUACCUACCAGUCAGUGUCACAGAUCCUUCUUGUCUGGUCUUGGAGACAUUUCUUAGGCUUAUCCCCUCAUUCCUUGAGUUGAGUGUGGGCCAGUGAGGUGGUAAACACCCUGAGUACUUGGAGGUCCCAGCUCAGUACCUCAGUGGAGUCAGCAUGGCCCUGAGUGUCUCCUUUCAUUCUGCAGCUUUCAGAAAUCCCAUUUAGUUGGUGUUUUUGAAAAUGCAAUCACGCUGAAAAAUUGGCAAGGGAUUAAUUUCUAAACACAAUGCCAGGUUAUUAAUUCGAGUGAAGGACACACCUGCCAAAUAGACUGUAUAGUGGGAUCCUCUAGUGAGUACAUUCUGUUGCUUUGGGAAAUCUCUUCAAGAAGCCAGUCAUCAUUUGAAGAUGCUUGGAUUCAGAACCCAGGAAAUUAGGGGGUGGGGCAGAGGAGCUAUGACCAUCUGAGAUAGACUCUAUCUCAUCAUCCCUUCUCCUGGGAUAACACUGGAUGUGGACACUUCCUGGCACAGGAGCUCCCCUUCUCUAGGCUUGGGGAAGACCACCAACUUCUGCCCACACAUGCGUUCCUCUGACAGUCUUUCUUAUUCAAUUGAUAGUUUUCAGCAUUUUGUAAUCCUUUUCUAGCUGUGUGCCCCAGGGCCCAGCCAAUCCCCUUGUAUGGGCAAACAGUCUGGGCAAACUUGGCAGCAUAGUUUAUAAACUCAGUGGUCAUUUCUACAGGAAACUCCUUCAGAAGUGGGUUUACUAUCACACUGGCUUUCAGAUUGUUUCAGAGCCUUCCAUUUCCUUAGAGAUACAUUGGGGGGUUGGAGAACUGUGGAGAAUAAGGGAAUCAAGUCAACAGAACUCCAGGCCUUUAGUCCUCUUCCCAAACUGUGCUGUCAUUAUGGUAGCUGCUAGGCACAUGUGGUUACUGAGCACUUGAAAUGUGGCUACUCAAACUUUUAAAAAAAUAAAAAGCAUAAUGGAAAUAAAGGCCAUGUUGCAAACAACAAAGAAGAGGCUGAAAAUAUGACAAUCUGGAGGCCAGAAUAGAGAAAGGUGAGCAAAGAAAGAAAAUGACAAGGCUAAGUCAGGCAAAGGGAAGUCAACACAGACAUAAUUGAGAUUCUGAAAAAGAACCCCCAAAAUUGAACAAAGAUUUCAAGAUAUAAUCAAGAAAAUACUGAAAAAAAAAUGAUUUUAAAGAAUAAGUGCAGUGUCCCAGGGCGGAGGGGCGGGGGGGGACACUGACAAAGAAUGAUUGACAAGGAGAUAAAACCUAGUAAAGUUCUCGAUUUCAAAAGCAAAAAAGCCCAUGGCCAUCUAGACAAACAGCUGACGUCCUAGGAAGGAAGAGGGGAGACAGAUACAUGUACAUUCGUAUGUUACUAAUGGGAAUGUGAAUUACUAAGUGUUAGUUAGAAAAUAUGACAAUAAAAAUACAGGGUUUUUUUU
This is a messenger RNA of Nyctereutes procyonoides (raccoon dog), 4299 nucleotides long. It is a transcript of the gene CUNH15orf40, whose product is annotated as chromosome unknown C15orf40 homolog. Bases 43 to 501 code for a protein of 152 amino acids. Gene Ontology annotation, cellular component: cytoplasm. The transcript has 4 exons. NCBI's taxonomy places the organism in Eukaryota, Metazoa, Chordata, Mammalia, Carnivora, Canidae. The record is from RefSeq and is a predicted model, not a curated record.